AUGCAAGCAAUGGGGUUAUCAGUAGCAGUUUCAGUUCCAUUUUACCAUUCCAGAUUAUGCAUCAACGCCUCUCCUCAUCCACCCAUUCCCCUCAAUUUGAAUCAUGGCUUUUCCAAAUCACUUACAUUCAGGGACAGACUAACUCGUGGGAAGAGUAGCUAUAUCAUUCGUUCCCAAAAGAAUCGUGACGAUGAUGGUGAUGUCGAUGGAUUUUACAUGAGGAAAAGCGUUGAGCUCGCCAGAAAGGCUUUGGGGUGUACAAGCCCCAAUCCUUUAGUUGGAUGUGUUAUUGUCAAAGAUGGUCAAAUUGUUGGCCAAGGUUUUCAUCCUAAACCUGGUCAACCUCAUGCUGAGGUGUUUGCUCUGAGAGAUGCUGCUGAUUUGGACGAGAAUGCAACGGCGUAUGUCACUUUAGAACCUUGUAAUCAUUUUGGGAGGACUCCGCCUUGCACUGAAGUUCUCAUUAAAGCUAGACUUAAAAAGGUUGUUGUUGGGAUGGUGGAUCCAAAUCCUAUCGUGGCUUCCAAAGGGUUAGAUAGAUUGAGAGGUGCUGGAAUUGAAGUUGUUGUUGGUGUUGAGGAAGAAUUGUGUAAGGGCCUCAAUGAGGGUUAUAUUCAUCACAUGUUGACCCAGAAGCCUCUGCUUACUUUGAGGUAUUCUCUUUCUGUCAACGGAAAAUUGUUGGACUCACUUGGGAAUGGAGUAACUCACUCUGGUGGAUACUAUUCUAGGCUAUUACAAGAAUAUGAUGCAGUUAUAUUAUCCUCUUCUUUAUUCCGUGAAACUUUAUCGGUCGACUCCGUACCUUCAUCUCAAGAACCUGGAGCCAAUCAACCCAUUCGGUUUAUAAUGCAUAGAGAUCCUGGUUCUGGUUCUUCAAAUCAAAUUCCAUUUAUAAUCGAUAACGUUACUGAUAAAAUGAUAAUCUUUACAGAUUGUAUAACAACAGCUCCCGAGGAGACUCAACAAGGAAUUAAAACUGUAUCUGUGGAUCAAAUAAAUCUUGAUGUGAUCUUGGAUUAUUGUAAUCGUCAAGGAUUGUGCAGUGUUCUGUUAGAUAUGAGAGGGAAUUUCAGUGAAUAUCAAGAGCUUGUUAAAGAGGAUAUUAGGAAGAAGUAUAUCAAUAAAUUUUCUUGUCAAAUUCAUCUCUCUUUUUCUUCUCCCUCCCACACCACCACCCUCCAAAGCAACAACAUCGUCUUCCAGUAUUCUCUCAACGCUUAUCUAAAUUUCAUUAGAGGUGACGAUGAAGCCAUCUCCGAACUCGACCACGAAAUCCGCACCAAGAUUCUCCGUGAGAAGUCUAACGCUGACAACACCCUUGCUGCCGCUGAACAAAAGGUCUCUGAAUUGGAGGCUCAAUUGGAGGGAUUGAGGUCUGCUCCUUCUCAGAAGGAUUUACUCGACAAAGAGAAGGAAAUGCUUCAAGGCGAUGUCAUUAAGUUUCACAAGAUUAUUGACGAGUUUGGGUUGCGGAUUGAGUUGAAAGAGAGGGAUUUGAGGCCAGAGAAUAAGCUUGGAGAUGAUGAAACGUGGGAUAGGGCUGAAAGUGCUCUCAAGGAGGCUUUGGAUGAGUGUGGCAAAGGGAAUGUGUUUGUUAAGAACUUAGCGAAAUCGAUAGAUAAUGUGGGACUGCAUGAUUUAUUUCAAGAAUAUGGGAAUAUUUUGUCUAGCAAAAUUGUCAUCUCUGAAGAUGGGAAGAGCAAAGGGUUUGGUUAUAUACAGUUUGGUUCAGAGGAGUCUGCAAAUGAUGCUAUCCAGAAAAUGAAUGGCUCUACUGUGAGAGAUAAAUAUGUUGGGAAAUUUAUCAGAAAAAGUGAGCGCUCUUUGCCUGAACCUGAUGCCAAAUAUACAAACUUGUACGUUAAGAAUUUGGACCCAGAUAUUACCGAAGCACUUCUUAAAGAAAAGUUCUCAUCUUUUGGAAAAAUUCUUAGCUUGGCUAUUGUAAAGGAUGAGAAGGGGUUGUCAAAAGGUUUUGGAUUUAUGAACUAUGAAAACCCGGAUGAUGCAAGACGAGCAACAGAAGCAAUGAAUGGAUCACAAUUUGGUUCAAAGAACCUGUAUGUUGCAAGAGCACAAAAAAAGGUUGAACGUGAAAAGAUCUUGCAUCAGUGGUUUGCAGAAAGAUGCAUGGAGAAAAACUUGAAAUACAAGGGAUCAAACAUUUAUGUGAAGAACAUUGAUGAUAGUGUUAGUGACGAAGAACUAAAGAGUCAGUUUGUGCAAAUCAACAAAGAGAAUCGCAAGCAGCUUCCUUAUCAAAUUACAGGCAUGGUUAAACCAUCCAAGCUUUUAACAUGCUUCCAGUGGGGUGCCUUGAUGGUGGCAGGUCUGUGCAGAGGAAAGAUGUUAGGCAAAGCCUAUUGCAGCUCCAGCAUUCACACUGGUGUUGUUUAUCAUCACCCUAAGGGUUCUACAACAUUUUAUCAUCAUUCAUCGGGUUCUAUUGGAUUGGAAUCACCCGCUGAUGGUAGACGUUCAUCUGAGUCUAGCUACCGUAUUGGAGAUAAUGGAACUUCAGGGGGGACAAAUUAG
Molecule: messenger RNA, 2538 nt
Organism: Vicia faba (fava bean)
Lineage: Eukaryota; Viridiplantae; Streptophyta; Magnoliopsida; Fabales; Fabaceae
Source: the annotation of a GenBank genome assembly